Messenger RNA from Adineta steineri, 2511 nucleotides. NCBI's taxonomy places the organism in Eukaryota, Metazoa, Rotifera, Eurotatoria, Adinetida, Adinetidae. The record is from the annotation of a GenBank genome assembly.
AUGUCAUCCUUUUUAACUAAUGAUGAUUAUUUAAUUAUUUCUCGUCUUCUUUCAUUUUUUUCGUCAUCUUACGGUUCAAAUGGUCGUCUUAAAUUAAUUCAAACACUUGAUAAUUCAAUGAGUAUUUGUACAUCAAUAAGUAGUCGUAUUCAAUAUCAGUUAAAAUGUCGACAUCUUAUUUCACGUCUACUAUCAGUUGCUAUACAAAAACAAAUAACUACUUAUCAUGAUGGUGGUCUUUAUUUUAGUAUUCUAUUUUGUACUUUUCUCAAACAAUUUCGUGAUCUAUCAAUAGAUUCAAAUAAAAAAGUAUUAUUAUUUGAACAAUGUUUAAAUUUAAUUGAUCAAAUGAUUAUUCCAUUUGAAACAAUUACAUUUAAUUCUAUACAUCAAUUAUUAGCAAUUGUUCGUGCUGUUAUUUGUAAAUCAUUAGUAUAUAAUAAUUCGGAUCUAAUACGAGAACAAUUAUGUCUUUUAUCUGUAAAAACAUUUCUUGAAAAUAUAACACUAAUAAAUUUAUCUGAACAACAACUUAUUUUAACAAUUGAAGGUUUAUCUGUUGAAGAAACAAAUUUAUUUGAUGGUUUACUUUAUGAAAUCUCAUCAAUUAAUUCUUCUUUAUGUUCGAAAACAACCCGGUCUUGUCUUUAUUUUACUAUAUCUUUAGCGGGAGAUUAUACAAUUAAUGAUGUAGAUCAUAUUGAAACAGAAGAACAAAUGUUUGAAUGGAUUCAUAAUAUAGCGGAUCGAAUAGCAAAACAAAUUAUUGCAUAUAAACAAUUACACAACGGUGGAUUAAUUCUUUGUCAAAAGGUUAUUCAUCCAACGAUUAAAGUACAAUUAAAACAAUAUGGAAUCGAUACAAUCGAUCGACUUAGUCGACAAAAUACAUCUCAUUUUUGUUAUUUAACUGGAUGUCAACCAAUUGAAACAUUAGCAUUGGAUACACUUGAUGAACGAUAUUUUGGUACAUUAACUGAAAUAAAACAAAUUGGAAUUGGAAAAAAGAAUUUUCUUCAAUUUUUUAAUCAAACUCGACCAUUUCAUACACUUUUACUUUGUUCAAAUACAGAACAAGCUCUUCUAGAACUUAAAGAAUGUAUGAAUGCUAGUCAUCAUAUUCUUACAAAUACUGUUCGAACUAAACAAGCAUUAUAUGGUGGUGGUUGUUCUGAAAGUAUGCAAAUACUUUUCUUAAAAAGUCAGAUUAAUAAUUUAGCUGUACACGCUUUAUUCAAUACUCUUCGACAUGUUAUUUGUGCUCAAAAUGAUAAUGAUUAUGUUAUUGAUCGAAUUCAUGGUCAUCUUUGGUAUUUAUCAGAUGAAAAUCAGAUAAGUGAAACGUGUGCAUGUGAAUUAUAUUCUACGACAGAUAAUUUUCAACAGCAAUGGCAAAAUUAUGUUUUUUCACUUGAUAAUAAUGAAAAUCAAGUAGAAAAACUAAAAGAUAAUAAUGAAUUUUUUAUUCGACAAAACUAUCCGAAAUAUUUAGAUAAUUUUCAUAUGAGAAUAAAUGCUUUUAAAACAGCUAUUGAAACUGAAGUUAUUGAACGAUCUAUACAGCAAUAUGAUGAGAUUCCAAGUCCACGAAGUAGUCAUACACUAACAGCAAUUGAGAAUUAUUUGUAUGUAUUCGGUGGUGAACAUGAACCGCGUAUACCAAUCGAUAAUGAUGUUUGGCAGUUUAAUAUCGCUGAUAAUCAUUGGAAACGUUUGUUGGUUAAUCGUGGUGAUCGACCAGAACCAAGAUGUGGACAUGCAGCUGCUGCUGUAGAACAUAAGAUGUAUAUUUUUGGUGGUCGAACAUUGGUAGAUAUGAAAGAUAGUACAUCAGAUGAAUUGUACGCAUAUGAUGUUGAUCUGAAAGAAUGGGAGCAAUAUAAAAAAAUUUCUGAUAAAGAAGUAUGGCCGGAAAAACGAAGUUAUCAUUCAAUGGUUAGUAGUGCUGAUCAGUUAUAUGUUUUUGGUGGUUGUUGUGAAAAUAUUCGUUUGAAUAAUUUAUGGCAGUAUGAUACGGGUAAUAAACAAUGGAGACAAUUAGCUUCACCUAAUUCUCAAGAACUUGUAGAACGUGGUGGUUGUGCACUUGUUUAUCUCAAUAGUGCACUUUGGGUGUUCGGUGGUUUUUGUGGAACAGAAUUAAAUGAUAUUGCAAGUUUUGAUUUAGUAACACAAUCAUGGACAUAUUUGAAGGAUUCAAAAAUUUCACCACGUAGUGUUUUUGCUUAUGGAUGUCUUAAUGGUGUAAUGAUUGGACAUGGUGGUGAGCAAGAUCCAUCGGAAUUAGGUCAUGCAGGUGCAGGUGAAUUUGCUGAUGAUGUUAUUCUUAUUCAACCCACAAAAGAAAAUGGUGAGCGUGUACAAACGAAACAUGUUGAAUUUGAAAAACCUGUUGGUGGAAAACGUGGUUGGCAUGCCGGUGCAACGAUAAAAAAUACGUUCUAUGUGUUCGGUGGAAAUACAUCGGAAAACGAACGUGUUAAUUCUUUGUUUGCGAUUGAAUUUCAUUAA